UAGAAACACAUACACACAUUCAAAGACACAGAUACACAGAGACAUAAGCAAAGGCAUGUAUACUCGCCCUGCACACAGUGAUACUGGGGAGGGAGGCAUUUGGGCCUCAGGGCUGCGAGGGCAGGGAAGUCUGGAUAUUCAAUAACAACCAGGGGACAUGGAAGAAUGUGAACUACCAGAGUUCUUCCUGAGAUGAAAAAGAAAGUCCCAUUGAAAAAGAGGACCCACCAUGCAGUGCUUCAAGUUCAUUAAGGUCAUGAUGUUCCUCUUCAAUCUAAUCAUCUUUCUGUGUGGUGCGGCCCUGUUGGCUGUGGGAAUCUGGGUGUCCGUCGAUGGGACAUCCUUCCUGAAGAUCUUUGGGCCACUGUCAUCAAGUGCCAUGCAGUUCGUCAACGUGGGCUACUUCCUCAUCGCGGCUGGUGCUGUCCUCUUUGUCCUUGGUUUCCUGGGCUGCUACGGUGCUCACUCUGAGAGCAAGUGUGCGCUCAUGAUGUUCUUUGUCAUCCUCCUCAUCCUCUUCAUCGCUGAGCUUGCAGCAGCUGUGGUUGCUUUGGUGUAUACCACAAUGGCAGAACAAUUCCUGACCUUGCUGGUGGUGCCUGCCAUCAAGAAAGACUAUGGUUCCCAGACUGAAUUCACCCAAGUGUGGAACUCUACCAUGGACGGGCUGAAGUGCUGUGGUUUCAACAACUAUACAGAUUUUAACGGCUCACAUUUCGUCGAAGAGAAUAAGGUCUUUCCUUCUUACUGUUGUGGCAAGCCGAGCAAUAGCACCGAGGGGCCGUGUACCGAGGAGAAGGCCAGAGAAACACACGUACAGGGUUGUUUCAAACAGCUUCUGCAUGACAUCAGAACCAAUGCGGUCACUGUGGGUGGUGUGGCAGUUGGAAUUGCGGCCCUGGAGCUGGCUGCCAUGAUUGUAUCCAUGUAUCUGUACUGCAAUCUGAAAUAAGACUGCUUCUACCUCCCCACUUGCUACCAUGUGGAAACCAGGAAGAGGCACUUGGCGCAGCUAGGCAGCGGUGACCCAGGUGGAGAUGAAAUCUAACAACGUCAUUUGGGCUGGAGUGGAUUUGCCUUUGCUGCUCUGGACUUUGGGCUAAAUAGGGACCACCUCUUCCCGGCUGUGUGUCUGUCUUGUCCUUCUACUGGUGGGGCUGGGGAAACAUCUGUUUCAGAGUCUCUGAAGCAGCCAUUUCGGCCCGUGUCAUUAGUCUUUUCUUCAACCCUUGACACUCCCUUAAUAUAAAAGUGGCUCCUGAGGAUCCCAGCACUCGACUGGUGGAUGAAGGCACUUAUAGCCUGGGCAUAUUCAAGUCCAGCAAGGUCAUAGAAUGGAUAUGUAGAAGGCAUUUUGGAACCUAUAAACCAAUGAAAACAUU
This is a messenger RNA of Onychomys torridus (southern grasshopper mouse), 1382 nucleotides long. It is a transcript of the gene Tspan1, whose product is annotated as tetraspanin 1. The record is from RefSeq and is a predicted model, not a curated record. The coding region runs from base 230 to 952 and encodes 240 amino acids. NCBI's taxonomy places the organism in Eukaryota, Metazoa, Chordata, Mammalia, Rodentia, Cricetidae. Gene Ontology annotation, cellular component: membrane. The transcript is spliced from 9 exons.